ACAAAGCCCAGCCCGUCUCUGGCGCUAGUGGGAGGGGACUUGCAGCUGCGCGCCGGGCUGGAUAGUGCUUCUGCGGUCGCCUGCUCCACCUCCAACUGGGUCCAUUCAGAGCCGGCGCGGAAGCCUAAGCGGCCGUGGAAGAAGGGAAGAGAAGGGCCAGCCGGCUCCCUGCUGAUGCGGCUUCAAUUCGCCGUCACGCCAGAUUUCUCCAGGAGCCAUGGGGCACCCUCCACUGGAGUUCAGCGAUUGUUACCUGGACAGCCCUGACUUCAGAGAAAGGCUCAAAUGUUAUGAGCAGGAGCUGGAAAGGACCAACAAGUUCAUCAAGGAUGUCAUCAAAGAUGGGAACGCUCUCAUCAGCGCCAUCAAAAAUUACUCCUUGGCUGUACAGAAAUUCUCCCAGACUCUCCAGUCCUUUCAGUUUGACUUUAUUGGGGACACCCUGACAGAUGAUGAGAUCAACAUUGCCGAAUCCUUUAAGGAGUUUUCAGAGCUGCUUCAAGAGGUGGAACUUGAAAGAUCAAUGAUGGUGCAAAAUGCUAGUGAUUUACUGAUCAAACCGCUGGAAAACUUCCGCAAGGAGCAAAUUGGAUUCACCAAAGAACGGAAAAAGAAAUUUGAGAAGGACGGGGAGAGGUUUUACUCCAUGUUGGAUCGCCAUUUGAAUUUAUCUUCAAAGAAAAAAGAAUCCCAUUUGCAAGAGGCUGACAUGCAGGUGGAUAAAGAGCGGCACGUUUUCUUUGAAUCUUCCCUGGAAUACGUCUAUCAGAUCCAAGAAGUGCAGGAGAGCAAGAAGUUUAGUAUUGUAGAGCCUGUCUUGGCUUUCCUCCAUAGCCUCUUCACCUACAACAACCUGACUGUGGAAUUGACGCAGGAUUUCCUGCCAUAUAAGCAACAGCUUCAGCUCAGUCUGCAGAACACCAGGAAUCACUUUAGCAGCACACGGGAAGAGUUGGAAGACCUCAAGAAGAGGAUGAAGGAAGCUCCUCUCACCUGCAAGCUCCCUGGGAAGCCGACCAUAGAAGGCUACCUGUAUUCACAAGAAAAAUGGGCGCUGGGGAUCUCAUGGGUCAAAUACUACUGCCAAUACGAGAAAGAGGCAAAGGUGUUCAGGAUGACACACAUGGAGCAGAAGCCAGGGUCAAAGCAGGGCACCUUACACCUGAUGCUGAAGUCCUGUGUGAGGAGGAAGACAGACUCCAUAGACAAAAGAUUUUGUUUUGACAUUGAGACGCUGGAAAGACCUGGGCCCAUCACCUUGCAAGCCCCCUCAGAAGCAAAUCGACGGCUCUGGAUGGAGGCCAUGGAUGGGAAAGAGCCAAUCUACCACAGUCCCAUCACAAAGCAGGAAGAAAUGGAGCUGAACGAGGUUGGCUUCAGAUUUGUUAGGAGGUGCAUCAACGCCGUAGAGACAAAAGGUAUUACAGUCGAAGGCGUCUAUCGAACUGUUGGGAGCAACAUCCAGGUGCAGAAGCUCCUGAAUGCCUUCUUUGACCCGAAGUGCCCAGGGGAUUUGGACUUCCAAAAUAGUGACUGGGACAUCAAGACAAUUACAAGCUCAUUGAAGUUCUACCUCAGGAAUCUCUCUGAACCUGUCAUGACGUAUAAGCUUCACAAAGAAUUGGUCUUAGCUGCCAAGUCUGAGAACCUGGAUUAUAGGCUGGGGGCGAUCCAUUCCCUUGUCUAUAAACUCCCUGACAAAAACCGAGAGAUGCUAGAAAUGAUCAUCAGGCACCUGGUCCACGUGUGCGAACACAGCCGGGAGAACCUGAUGUCUCCAUCUAACAUGGGGGUCAUAUUUGGCCCCACACUCAUGCGAGCCCAGGAGGAUACCGUCGCUGCGAUGAUGAACAUCAAAUUUCAGAACAUUGUGGUGGAGAUCCUCAUUGAGCAUUUCCACAAGAUAUAUUCCGGGCCUCCCGAGGACAAUGCUGCACCCCCAGUGCCUCCUCCCCGGGUAGCCACUCGACGGCACAAACCCAUCACCAUCUCCAAGCGCCCUCUGCGGGAGAGGCCUGUCUUCUUUGGAGGCUCCGUGGAAGAAAGUGAAGCAGAGGAUGGCGGCUUCCACAACCUCAACGGCACAAUGCUUCCUGGCUGCACAGAGGCCCCCAGGCCACUCCAGCGCAGUAGACUGCCCUUGCAGAGGCCAGGGGAGGCUGAUACCAGAAGGCCCAGCGCAGAAAGCAGGUCGGAGCAGUGUGCAGAUGUGGAUGUGGGGAGACUGGUCUCCAGGCUCCAGGACAGCGGGCAGAAGCCCCCCAGCAAAGCAGCGAAUGGCAUCAUGCCUGUGACAGAGUCCCUGAAGGCCUCCACACUGCACGCUAAGAGGCCUGCUCCCAGACUAGGGCCAGGCUGCAAGGAAGGUGAAUACGAAGGCUUUGCUAAAGCACGAUCACCUGGAGAGAAGCCGGUGAUAACACGUCCUCCAGUGAGACCACCGGAUCCUCCAUGCAAAGCCCCGGCAGCUCAUAAGGCGGAGGCCGCCUCUGUGGUGGCCUCCAGGACAAAGUUUUUUGAGACAGCUUCCUUCAGGAGAGGGAGCUCUUCAUCACCACAAGGCAGGCUCCCCAGUGAUGAGACCUGAAGGAUUAAUGACUUGUAUGUCUGAUCCUGGCUGGUUCCAGAGAGAUUUGCCACAGCCCCUCCUCCAGUUCUCCCUCUCCUGGUUUGUGAGUCUUGCUGCGUAGAUCAGCUCUCCUUCCAAGAUCUCGUCGUUGAAGCAUACCGUUCUGAAUAGUUUCCUAAGAGAAUAAGUCCAUCUUGCCAUCGGUUUCCGAAAGUAGCUCCUCCUUUCCUUUCCUUCUUUCUUGCUUCCUCCAUGUUUCUACUCUUUCCUGUAUCCAAGAACACUUGUUUGUUUCCCUUUGGGAUGUUUGGGAGAAGUUGGAAUGCCACAGCUGGCCAAGGAAGAGAGUUGGGGUGUGUGUGUGUGCGAACAGUUUUAUCCACCCUGUUCCACAUCCCUUUAAUGUGGCAAGGUGGUCCCACCCCAAGAUUUAUGUACAGGGCUAUGGGGGAGCACCAGUUUUUAACGCACUGGCUGUCUUAAGACAAAUCACUCUGUGCAUUGUGGGGGACGGGGUGUGGGGAGAUGGACGCUCCUUUCUAAAUCCUUUUCAGGAAUGCGAAGACAUUUCCAAGCGGGGGUUCUCCCCCCACAGCAAAGCACUGAAGAAUGAACCUUUUGAUUUUCUGCAGUGGAGCAGAGAGUAAUUUUGGUGGUUAUGCUGCCUCUGCAUCUUCUGCUUGGCCUCCCCAGGUGGAAAGCAGCCCCCUGCCAUUGUGCAUUGGAAGGAGACAGGACCACCCUGUACAGUUUUCAUUCCACCCCGGAGCAGACACCAACUUCAUCAUCGACGUGCCUCUCUAACUCUGGUCUCCUGGGGAGGAGGUAGAGGUACUUUCAACAUUUCAGCAGAGAUGUUCAUUUUCCUGGUUCUGGGAAUGCACCAUGGUUCUCCGUCCUAUGUCUUGUGUUUCUCAGGAGUGUGGUCAAAAGCACUCCUUCGGAUUCUGUGGCUUUGAAGAACUGGCUUCCCAUCACAACACACAAAGGUUUCUGAGGACCAAAGCACAAAGUAUCAAGGCAGACCAAGCAACAUCUUUUCUUUGUUUAAAUAAUAAUCAAAACUCAGUUUAUAUUGAAUGUUAGAAUCUUUGCCGAUUCACAUGUCUCCUGUAAAAAAUAUAUAAAAACCA
Messenger RNA from Lacerta agilis (Sand lizard), 3702 nucleotides. RefSeq names its product oligophrenin 1 (gene OPHN1). Gene Ontology annotation, biological process: signal transduction. The transcript has 25 exons. The coding region runs from base 218 to 2587 and encodes 789 amino acids. Gene Ontology annotation, molecular function: protein binding; GTPase activator activity. Gene Ontology annotation, cellular component: cytoplasm. The record is from RefSeq and is a predicted model, not a curated record. NCBI's taxonomy places the organism in Eukaryota, Metazoa, Chordata, Lepidosauria, Squamata, Lacertidae.